AUGAUUGCCCAGCGCCUAGCUUCAACGAGCUUCCGGUGCUGCCUCCCUUACGUCGUGUUUCGGUUCGCUCAGGUCCAGCCCAGUCCCGAUUCGAUCGCGUUCCACCCACCGGCCGGUUGGUGCAUUGCUGGGCAGAGAGCCCUGGCUGGGUUGGGUGUUUUCCCCAUUCUGCCACUGCACCAUUCAACGAGCAACGACACCUGCAAGAAGGAGGAAAUAGUCGUCGUGGGGGAACCAACGUCAUGCUGCUGGGAAUCGAUAACAGUCCCUCUCACUCUUCAAGGUUGGGUUUCUGCCUGUAUUGCUUCACUCUUCCUUCUUAACCUACCAAGCCCGGCCGGGAAAUAUACCUGCGUCGGAACAAGUACCGCGGCGGGGCGUCAGGUACCAACGGAUACAAAUUACAGCAGCAAGGUGACGUUUUGUCCAAUUACAGCUUUCGUUCUUGUUUCCGUCCCCCCUUCUUUUUUCCCCUUCUCCUGUGCCCUUCCUUCCCCUGUUUCCGCUUGUUCCAACUUGCAGCUGCAGCCCUCGGGACGUUAUCGUUAUCGAUAG
Messenger RNA from Colletotrichum higginsianum IMI 349063, 555 nucleotides. RefSeq lists its product as uncharacterized. The transcript is spliced from 2 exons. NCBI's taxonomy places the organism in Eukaryota, Fungi, Ascomycota, Sordariomycetes, Glomerellales, Glomerellaceae. The coding region runs from base 1 to 555 and encodes 184 amino acids. The record is from RefSeq and is a predicted model, not a curated record.